AUGUCGGCGCGCCGUGCGGAGAUCGAGGCGAAGCGCGCCAAGCUCGAGCGCAUGCGCCAGGAGCGCGCUGCGCGCCAGCAGCGCGCACAGGGGCUCGGCGAGAGCCAGGGGAAGCAAGAGACGCCGUCGCGCAAGGAAGACCUCGACGCGCUCGUCGCGUCGCUGAUCACGCAGGACGCGCGCGAGGCGGACGAGGGCUCGCUCGGCGCCAGCACGGGGGGCGACUCGCUCAGGACAAGCACAGGCAGCGACGCGUUGCACGCGAGUACGAACGACGGGGGGAAGAUGGAGAGCGCUCCAGGCGCAAGUGUGGGCACAAUGGACACGGCCACGAGCACGGCCACGAGCACGGCGGCCAGCACGGCGGCCAGCACGGCGGCCAGCACGGCGGACGACGCAGUGAUGACGCGUGCCCCUGUGCCGCCUGCCCCGGCGCCCAUCCCGCAAAAGAUCCUCUACUCGAAAGAAGUACAGACCGAGUCGCCCCCGUCGCCCGACCUCGUCCCAACACCCGAGCCGCUCGAGGAGGCGUCCGCAACGCCGCCGCACCCGCCGACGCCGCCCGCAGAGGAGCUCGGGGCAGAUUUUGCCGACUUUGUGCACGCCAAGUCGGCCGUGAUCGAGCGCGUGCUCGACGAGGACUACGACGUACUGACAGACUAUACGCAUGUGCCGACCGACGCGCACGACCCGAAUGCGAACGCGCUGCGGCACGUCCAUACCUUCUUUGACGCGGCGAUCCUCGAUACGCGCUCGGUGACCGACAUGGACUGGUCGUCCAAGCACCCCGAGCUGCUCGCGGCGAGCUACAACCGGCAGCGCACGCCGACGCACGACGCCGACGGGCUCGUCGCCGUGUGGAACAUGCACCUGCGCGAGCGCCCCGAGUUUACGUUUGAGGCGCCGACCGACGUCACGUCCGUCCUCGCGUCGCCGUUCCACCCCACGCUGUACGUCGGCGGGACGUACAGCGGCCAGAUCCUCCUCUGGGACGCGCGGCAACGGGGGCUGCCGGUGCAGCGCACCCCCCUCUCUUUCUCUGCCGGCGCCGAGAGCGGGCACUGUGCGCCGGUGUACUCCCUGCGCAUGGUCGGCACGGCGCAGGCGCACCACCUCGUCAGUGCGUCGACCGACGGCCUGGUGUGUACCUGGACGAUGGACAUGCUUGCCAAGCCGCAAGAGUCGAUCAUGCUCACGAACCCCCUACACCCCCGCAGCGCAGACGUCGGCAUCGCGUCGCUGGACGUGCCCGCGGACGACGCGACGCGCUUCCUUGUCGGCACCGAAGAGGGGAACGUGUACGGCGCCGCGCGCUACAACCGCGCCGGCGCCGCGGCCGGCCUCGACACGGAGUACGUGUACGUGGGCCACGCCGCGCCCGUGACGCGCCUCGAGUGCCACCCCGCGCCGCGGGGCCGCAGCGCGCCGGCCGACUUUUCCGACCUGUUCCUCACGAGCAGCAUGGACUGGACGUCGGCGCUGUGGCGCACCGCCGACCGCACGCGCUCCGCGCCGCACAGCGCCAGCGGCUACCACUACGCGCACGCGAAUCCCCGCAUCGCGACGAGCACGCGCACGAACCCCCUCGCGUUCCGCGGCGGCGCCGCGAAUGCCGCGCCGUGGACCGUGAUCAAGCCGCUGUGCCGCUUCGAGAACCAGCAGGACUAUGUGAUGGACGUGCGCUGGCACCCCCACCACCCCGCGCUCUUUGCGCAGGUCGACGUCGCGGGGCGGCUCGAGAUGUACAAUCUGAAUUACAGCUGCGAGCGCCCGCUCCUGAGCACUGCGACGCCCGGCGGCCGCGGCCUGAACCGCGUCGCAUGGGAGCGCCGCGCAGACACCAGCGCCAGGCUCGUGGUCGGCGGCAUGGACGGACGCGUGCACCUCUACGAGCUCCCCGAGUCGGUCGUCACGCCCCGGGGGGAUGCAGAGUGGACCGAGAUGCAGCAGGUCCUUGCAUCGGCGUCGUAG
This is a messenger RNA of Malassezia japonica, 1971 nucleotides long. RefSeq lists its product as uncharacterized. The coding region runs from base 1 to 1971 and encodes 656 amino acids. Gene Ontology annotation, biological process: transport along microtubule. Gene Ontology annotation, cellular component: cytoplasmic dynein complex. The record is from RefSeq and is a predicted model, not a curated record. The transcript is spliced from 3 exons. Lineage: Eukaryota; Fungi; Basidiomycota; Malasseziomycetes; Malasseziales; Malasseziaceae. Gene Ontology annotation, molecular function: dynein heavy chain binding; dynein light chain binding.